Molecule: messenger RNA, 2485 nt
Organism: Boleophthalmus pectinirostris (great blue-spotted mudskipper)
Lineage: Eukaryota; Metazoa; Chordata; Actinopteri; Gobiiformes; Gobiidae
Product: tripartite motif-containing protein 16-like
Exons: 1
Coding region: 63-1727 (554 amino acids)
Molecular function (GO): protein binding; zinc ion binding
Source: RefSeq, a predicted model, not a curated record
UGAGCCAGAGCAUAAGUUUGAUUUGUGUCAAAGGGAAACAGCUCAGUCAGAUCGAGAGAGCCAUGGCAGAUAAAGUCCUCGACAUGGAGACCUUAACGUGUCCCAUCUGUUUGGAUUUACUGAAGGAGCCGGUGACUAUUCCCUGUGGACACAGCUUCUGUAAGAGCUGCAUUCAGAACUACUGGGAUCAACAGGUGAACUUUAGAUGUCCAGAGUGCAGGAAAAAAUACCGUUCUAGGCCUGUCCUUGGCAAAAACAUCAUCUUAUCAGCGUUAGUGGAGCAGUUGAAGAAGAUAGCGUCCCCUGCUGACCAAUGUGCUGGACCCCAGGACGUGGCGUGUGAUGUGUGCUCUGGAGAGAGGAAGCUGAAGGCCAUCAAGUCUUGUCUACAGUGUGUGGUCUCUUACUGUGAGGUGCACCUCCAGCCUCACCACACUGUGGCAAUGCUGCAGAGGCACCAGCUGGUGACGCCGUCCCACAAACUCCAGGAAAACAUCUGCCAGGGACACAACAAAGUGAUGGAGUUGUUCUGCCGCACAGACCAGCAGCUCCUCUGCUUCCUCUGCUCUGUGGACCAUCACAAGGGUCACGAUGUAGUGUCCUGUGCAGCAGAGAGGGCUCGGAGACAGGCAGAGCAGGACGCCAAGAAGGACCUGGUCCUCCAGAACCUCCAGGACAAAGAUGCAGACCUCCAGAUGCUCCAACAGGAGGCCCAGGACAUCAGCAGCUCUGCACAGAGAGCUGUGCAGCGCAGUGGGGACAUGUUCAGAGAGAUAGCUCUUCUCCUGGACAAAAGACGCUCUGAAGUGGAGCAGCAGAUUCUAACUCAGGAGAAAAUUCAACUGAGCCGAGUUCAAGAGCUCCAGGACCAGCUGCAGCAGGAGGCCACAGAGCUGAGGAAGAGCCUCUCAGAGCUGGAGGAACUGUCCAACAACUCAGAUCACAACCAGUUUAUCCUGCACUGCCUCUCACUGCCCACAGAGAGGACAGGGACCAGGGUCCAGACAGGACACAAACACUUCUUUGAGGAGGUGACCAGAGCUGUAUCGGAGCUCAAAGACAAACUCCAGCUCUCUGUGAGUGAGUUCCAACUGCCAAACCCUCUGCAAUACAUCUCUGCAGAACCAGACAUAUUCACAGAUAUUGACGUUGAGGCUUUACUAUCAGAACCUGACGACUCACUGCCUCCAUCUGCACCCAGCACCCGAAAACAGUUCUUAAAAUAUGCAAAGGACAUUACACUGGACCUAAAGACAAACUGGCUGUCAGUGUCAGAGGGGAACAGAACAGUAACUCAUAAGAGGAAACCACAGCAUGAAGUGGAGGAAUAUGUUGUGAGUCAGGUCCUGAGCAGAGAAGAGCUGAGAGGGCGCUCUUACUGGGAGGUGCUGGUGAGGGGAACUCCUACAAUAGCUAUUUCAUACAAGAAAAGAACCUCAGGGUCUGGAGUAUUUGGAUAUGAUAAUAAAUCUUGGUCCUUAGAAAUAGACAGAAAAAAAUGUUUCUUUUGGUUUAACAAUACCAGAUGCAGGGUCUCAGGUCUGAGGUCUUCUCGAGUCGGGGUUUACCUGGACCAGUCUGCGGGGGUGCUCUCGUUCUAUAGUGUGUCCAGUGAUACUAUGACACUGAUCCACAGAGUCCAGGCCACCUUCACUCAGCCGCUGUACGCUGGAGUCGGGCUUCAGUAUGGAGACAGUGCACAUUUUGUUCAGCUUAAAAAACUUUAAACUAAAACUACUCUGAAAUAUGAUUACACUUUCAGUCUGACCUCAGGAUAUUUCUAUGAGUUAGAUUUAAAUCUGAUUUGAUGCAGUAAUCAAAAAAGUGAUUCACUUUUAUUUUGCCUUUGAGGUAUUUGUUGAAUGUUGAAUGUCUUACUUAAAGAACCUGUAUUCUCUGAUGAAUGUUAAAAAUGUUUCCUCAUCUCUACAUGACAUCACAAGGUGGAACAGAGCAUUUUGAGCAUUGGAGAUGACAGAGUAAAUAAAAGGAUUAAACAAUGAAACAAAACAUAAUUUAAAGCACAGGAGUUAAUUUUGUGCAUUAUAAGACCUGUGAAUGCAACAUGUUGUUAUUCAAUUUAAGUCUAAGGUUGUUGGUUUUUUUUAAUUUACGAAAUGAGUUUUCAUGAAAUGACCCUUGCUUGCUUGUAAAUGGGAUCAGAUGAAUUUCAAAUUUCCUUGUGUAAUGUUUGACAAAAUAUUAAUCAAAUUAAUUAGCUUCACAAAUUUCACAAUUUUACAUUUUUUUGAUCUCCUGUUAGCUGAGUAUUUGUAGUGAAGUUAGUUUUUAUAAAAGACAUGGCAAUAACAAUAAUAAAGAGAUUUCUGUUUAUCUGAAUCUUUUAUUCGAGCAUGAGGUUUCUUUUCGAGUCCAUUCUACUGAGCAGGGAGUUUGUGUUUCGCAUGAACAUUGAGACGUAGGACAUUGUUCUCCAGCAGAGGGCGCCCACUGCAUGUUUCUCUCUCUGUUUAGUCUGACUGUG